UCAACUUGCAGAGUUUCCCAUCCCGACACAGUUCCCGUGACCGUCGAACGCGAAACAAAUAAAGUUGCGAAUUCUCGAUCCGCUGGGCAUACUUUCCAGCUCUCCGGGCAUUAUCUCAUCGAUCUCGGGCGACACAUCAGCUUCCAAUUCGGGGCAAAUUGCAUCGACCGCCAUUGAAGUUGCAAUUUCGGUUCGUUAGUGGAGUAAAGUCGAACGGAACAGGCGAGUGACGGGCGGCCGAGAAAAAGUUUCAGUUCUAGAUUCGGUGGCAGCGCGGCGCAACAAAAACAAAAGUUGACAUAGAAAUUGGAUUCGUGUUUUCAUUUGACGUCGUCGCUUACGGACUUUUGUUUUUUCGUUUCACCCAGCGCCAAGCGUUUUUAGACACUUCAACCAUUUUUCGGUUUUAUAAAGCGUUCGGAACUCCCAUUCGAUUGUUGUUCAGUUUUGGAAUCCGAAACCCGCAGUACCUUCUAUUGGCUCAAAUUGGAAAAUUGGAGUUCGUGUAAGCUUCCGGUGGUGUCCCGUUUCGAUCCUCAAUUUGGUGAAGUGACUCGAAAGCUGGUCGGUCGGCGGUAACGAGGGACUCACAGCACAGAAAUGGAGGCGACCGCGCAAAGUCGCGAUCCUGUGAAGCUGGUGGUGAAGGCACCCAAUCAGCAGUUCGAGGAUCAAACUGUCGAUUGUGAACUGCAGUGGAACAUCAGGCGCUUGAAGGAACACCUGUCGGAGGUCUAUCCGUGCAAGCCGACUCCCGCCGAACAGAAACUUAUCUAUUCUGGUCAACUUCUUAAAGAUCAACUUAUCCUGAAAGAUAUCCUGCGCCACUACGAUGACCCGCAACCACAAUUCCACAUAUUACAUUUAGUAUACACACCAAAGAAUCAGACGCAUGCUAAUUUCAACUCAACGAAAUCGUCACAAAAAGGCAACAGUGAUGCAAUUUCAAACGACGGUCUUCGACAUCGACAUGUUGCCGCAAACCAAAGUCAGGAAAAUCAACCGCAAAAUGUUACUAAUGUGACACCAAAUAUCGCAAGUAAUAUUAGUAUGGGAGCGUCCUCGUCGAAUUGUCCUGCCUCAGGACCGCCCGGUGGUGGAGGUAAUAACAUACCCGGCUUUGGCUUCCCUCAGCAACCAAAUCAAUAUCUUAUGGCGCAACAGAUGGCAAUGCAAAGUUGGAUGCAGCAAGCGUACAUUCAGUAUAUGAAUCAGUAUAUGAGUUUAUUGUCAGAAGGAAUGCGUCCAGAGGCUGUUUUCAUGCAACAUCAAGCUCAACCACAGAUGCCAUAUAUGCCACAGAAUGUACCAUUUUCACAACCAAAUUUUGGACAGAAUCUGCCAGGAAGUUCCUUGCCGUCACAAUCUGCAGCCGUGGCAACCGAUGCCCAAGCAGCCGGUGCUGGUGAUGGUGCUGCGAAUACACCCGGAGUAGCAGCUGUUGCCGCAGCAGCAGCUGCACAACAACCACCGCAGGCUCAAAAUCAGCAACCUCAACCCCGAUUCCCAAACCUCGUACAAGAUAAUCCAGAGGAGAAUCGAGACUGGUUGGAUGUAUUCUACACGAUGAUUCGAUUAAUGGUGCUAUUGACACUUGUAUAUUUCUACUCUUCUGCCUUACGGUGUGCGGUAGUGAUGUUCAUUGGAUUGGCGAUAUAUUUCUAUCACACUAGAUUCUUCCGACGACAAGUUCAAAACGCUCGCGAGGCAAACAAUAAUAACGUUGCAGCGGCUGUCGAGAAUAUUCAGCAACAACAGCAGCAACAGCACAAUCAAGAUGCAAAUGCCGAACAAGGAAAUAACGAUGGCCCGGAACCAGCGCCCGCCGCAAAUCGGGAAAGUGGUGAAGAUGCCGAGAUCGUAUCUAGUACCUUACCUGAAGUCCCUGAAGCUAAUGGGACAUCUGUGAUCGCUUUCGUUCGGACAUUCGUAGUGUCAUUCUUCGUGUCGCUGCUCCCCGAAACGCCUGCUUUAUAAAACUAAUCCACCCAAAUAUGUUACAUUUGUGGUUGUAAUUGUUAAGAGGAAGCCUUUUUAAAAAAGUUUUCUGAAUGCGCUUUUGAUCACUGUAGCACUGUAAACCAUUAACUACAUAAGAACUUAUUUAUACGAACAUCCAAAUCUUGAUCUAAAUUUAUCGUUGUUUAUACUUAAAUGAAAAAUAGAGAAAAAUUUAUAAAGACUUAAAACUUGGUUUCCAGUUUAUUCCGGAGCAGCCGGUGUAAGAAGCAGAUCCCGAUUUCUUCGGGUCAAUUGAAGCAUUCAAACUGGGUUCAGAUCAACUCAAUGUUGAAACUUUGUUUAUCAUUGAAGGCAGGAAUUCACUUUCAACUUUCCAUUAAUUUUCCCAUAAUAUAGGCUUUGCAAAUGAUUGAGGAGUUCUACUUUAACGCUCAUAACACGAACGACACCCUCAACCCAUUGAAAUUGAAAUCUAAAUGUUGUAAAUUGAGUGUACAUAGUGCAUGUCAAUAAUGGAGAGUUCGGAUGUAGUAUGUACAGCUUUGCUUUGGCUCCGACAAAGUAAAUAGCUGGAUCACGACUACUGCAUGACCGAUGCAGUUUUUACUAGAAUUAUGGGACGAGAGUUCAGAAAUUAAAUAGUUCUAUUCAAACAACAUAGGAUUUACCUACUAAGAUGUUAUCAAUGUGUGAUGUAAAUAUAUAAUUAUUUUAUCUAUAAUAGAAAACCUUUUAAAAAUAUAAUUUUAUUACAGUUAAGAUAGUUAAUAGAACUGAUAGGUGAUCAUAUUUUAUUUUGUUUUCUUUUGUUGUAGCUUUAAUGUAUUUUUUCCAGAAAUAAACGAAAAACGUGUUU
This is a messenger RNA of Hermetia illucens (black soldier fly), 2818 nucleotides long. RefSeq names its product homocysteine-responsive endoplasmic reticulum-resident ubiquitin-like domain member 2 protein (gene Herp). The transcript has 4 exons. Lineage: Eukaryota; Metazoa; Arthropoda; Insecta; Diptera; Stratiomyidae. Gene Ontology annotation, biological process: endoplasmic reticulum unfolded protein response. The record is from RefSeq and is a predicted model, not a curated record. Gene Ontology annotation, molecular function: protein binding. Bases 601 to 1977 code for a protein of 458 amino acids.